Messenger RNA from Mesitornis unicolor (brown roatelo), 1164 nucleotides. It is a transcript of the gene LRRC19, whose product is annotated as leucine rich repeat containing 19. The record is from RefSeq and is a predicted model, not a curated record. Gene Ontology annotation, biological process: interleukin-8 production; positive regulation of non-canonical NF-kappaB signal transduction. Lineage: Eukaryota; Metazoa; Chordata; Aves; Mesitornithiformes; Mesitornithidae. Gene Ontology annotation, molecular function: protein binding; signaling receptor activity. Gene Ontology annotation, cellular component: plasma membrane. The transcript is spliced from 5 exons. The coding region runs from base 1 to 1164 and encodes 387 amino acids.
AUGCUGCCUCUAAGGAGCAAAAGAAAGGCUCCAAACAUGAAACUCUCUUGGCUUGUGAUCUGGGCUGGAACACUGUUUUUGAAUCCAGUCGCUGCUGACUGCAACAUUACUUCUCAAACUGUCACUUGUGAGGAGUCUGGAAAGAACCUCUCCAAUAUCCCCCCUAACCUUUUCCAAAACAUUACUAAAUUAAAUCUCAAAAAUAAUAAAAUCACUUUAAAAGAGAGUGACAAAGAGACUCUUCAAAGUUUUAUUAACCUCACUGAGCUUUAUCUGAAUGAAAACAUGGUUACUGUGCUGCACAAUUACAGCUUCUGCAAUCUGACAAAACUCGUAAUUCUGGAUAUCAGCAACAAUCAUAUUCUCAUAGUUCAUACAGCAGCAUUUGCAGGAUUAAGUCAACUGUCAGUGUUGAAUCUAUCCUAUAACAAGAUUACUCAACUAGAUUCAGCUGUAUUUACUUACCUAAAAAGUCUGGCAGUUUUAAAUCUACAGUCUAACUUUCUGAAAUCUUUUCACAUAAAAUCCUUUCAAUUGAUUAAAAUAGUUUUAGCUGGAAACCCAUGGACCUGCUCCUGUGAUCUCCUUGAUUUACAGAUAUGGCUAACUGCCUCCAAUGUGACAAUGGAAAAUGAAAACAGCACUACAUGCACAUUCCUAAACACCCAGGAAAUAUCCUCCAUUAAGAUGGCACCUAUCCAAUCAGAUGACUGCAAAAUUGGAAAAGCUUCUUUAGAAAAUACUGUAGCUUCCACUUCUGCCAUUAAACUUAGAAGUAGUUCCUUAUCAACAGCUCUGACUCCAAACAACAUCACAGGAAACAAUGGAACGCAUGCAGAGUUACCACUUCCUGGCAAAAGUUGGACCUUCCUAGCAGGUGUCCUAGGGUUUGUUCUAAGCACUACACUGCUGAUUUUUACUGCUACAAAAUGCCCAACGUGGUAUCGCUAUCUGAUCAGCUACAGUCACAGUCGUCUGAAAGAAAAUGACUCAGAGAUGCUUGAACAGGAGUUCUCAGCUGACAUGAGUUCCUCUCCUACAGAAUUGAGUACAAGCAACGAAGAACCCAUAGUAAUAUUUGAGAAAAUUCAUGCAUUUGUGCCUGCGGAAGAAGGAUUUAUUGAGGAUAAAUACACAGAUUCUUAUGUAACUGAGGAAACUUAG